This is a messenger RNA of Coprinopsis cinerea okayama7#130, 1179 nucleotides long. RefSeq lists its product as hypothetical. Gene Ontology annotation, cellular component: cytoplasm. NCBI's taxonomy places the organism in Eukaryota, Fungi, Basidiomycota, Agaricomycetes, Agaricales, Psathyrellaceae. The coding region runs from base 1 to 1179 and encodes 392 amino acids. The record is from RefSeq and is a predicted model, not a curated record. The transcript is spliced from 5 exons. Gene Ontology annotation, molecular function: protein binding.
AUGCCACCAGCGCCGUUCAACGCCGCCCCUCCCCAGCCCCUCCCCUACCCAGCGCUCUACCUCUACCCGCUCAACGACUCGUUCAUCCCCAAGCACAUCGCACUGCAGCACGGCCAGCAUGUGAAGAUUGGACGGCAGACGAAUGCCAAGACUGCGCCUGGGGAGAGGAAUGGGUAUUUUGAUUCAAAGGUGUUGAGUAGGCAGCAUGCGGAGGUGUGGGAGGAGAAUGGGAAGAUAUUCAUCAAGGAUGUGAAGAGUAGUAACGGAACAUUUAUCAACGGCGAGCGACUCUCGAGCGAAGCCGUCGAAUCCGACCCCUACGAACUCAAAAGCGACGACAUCGUCGAAUUCGGUAUCGACAUUGUAGGGGAAGACAACAAAACGAUCAUCCACCACAAAGUCGCAGCCCGCGUGGUGUGUGUGUUUACGGAGCAGGAUGCGCAGGUUGCGGCGCGCGCUGAGCAGCACCAGGCGCAGCAACAGCAGCAGCAGUACCAGCAGUCCGGCGGGCAGGGCGGGCUGGGGAUGGGCCAGCCUGGUCCGAGUGGGAUGAACGCCGGCGGUGCGCCUGCGGGCUUUAAUUUUGCGAAUCAGCAGAGGAGGCCGCAGUUGAGCCAGCCUAGUUUGAGUGGGAUGAGCGGGAUGGGUGGCAUGGGUGGUGGUAUGCGCCCGCCUGGAAAGAGUGGGUUGACGUUUGAUGUUAUCCUUAGUCGGCUCCAGGGCGAGCUGCAGAAGUCGAGGGAGACGGGGGCGGAGUUGUCGUCUUUGACUGGGGCGAUGAAUGAGGUGCACGAUUCGCUUAGUGGUGGAUUGCCCGCAAAUCUACCUUCGUAUCCGUCGGUGCUGCCCCCUGUCCGUCCUGCUGCCCAAGAACAGCCACCCCCUCCUCCAGCACCAACAACGAGUCCUCCCCCUGCACCCCCGCCUGUGCCUCCAGCGGUGAUCUCCGAUCUCCAAACGCAGCUCCGCGACACCCAAUCUACGCUCACCGCCCAACUCGAAAAGAUCCGUGCCCUCGAAUCUGUUCUCGCCGAGCAGGAAUCGAUGAAGCACGAGGUCAAGUCUCUGCGCGAGCUCAUCGAGGAGAGGCGGCGGGAGAUGGAGCGCGAGGUGCACGAGCAUGAUGAUGAUGAAUCUCGAGAGCGAGGUGGCUUUGAGCUUGAGGAGGAUGAGGGUUGA